Molecule: messenger RNA, 861 nt
Organism: Prorocentrum cordatum
Lineage: Eukaryota; Dinophyceae; Prorocentrales; Prorocentraceae
Source: the annotation of a GenBank genome assembly
AUGCCGCGGCGGCCCCGGCUCUGGCUGCUGGCGUCACUGGCGGGCCGGUGGCGCGCCGCGGUGCUGGCCCGCCCGGAGGCCGCGGACGGCGUGUCCGAGGCCCGCCCUCUGGAGGCCGCGGACUACCUGUCCGAGGAGCACUUCCCGGGGCUGCACCUGCUGGACGUGGGGCCGGGCGACAUUCGCAUCUACAGGGGUUGCCAGCGGCCCCUGGGCGGGGCGGCCAUCGCCGUCCCCGCGGGGUGGGAGACGAUGGCCGCUGCGCGCGCCGCCUUCGAGGCAGCGCUCGGGAUCCUGCCGCCGGAGCCGCUCCAGACGCCGUGGGCCCUCUUCGACUCGCAGGGGUCCCGGCUGGAGAGUGUGCAGGCGCUGCUCGGCUUGCGGGUGGCGUUCCUGCUGGAAAUCGGACAGUGGAUGUGGCCCGCGGUGCGAGUUGGCUUCGUGCAGGAGGCUGCUGGCGCCCUGGAGGGGAAGCCCCUCAGGCUCAGGACGCUCUCUCUGAGGCCCGUCGUCUUCGAGGUGGAGGGCUUCAUGCAGUCCCACGAGGCGGAUAGGGUGAUCAGCAUGGGCAAUAAAACCGGCAUGUUCAAAUCCAGGGGGAUCCUCGAGAGUGCCGACAGGGUCAGCCAGCGCGCGCAGACGGAGUACCGCACGUCAACGCAGGCGUGGCUCCGGAGGUCCCAGUCGCCCGUGAUCGACGCGCUGGACCUGCGAACCGCGAACCUCACCCGCGUGCCGAGGGAGCACAAUGAGGAGGUUCAGCUGCUCAACUACGCUUCGGGCCAGUUCUACUCCUCCCAUCUUCGGCGACUGCAGCGCGUCUGGUUACGCCGGGGGCGUCGUUUGCCAUCGGCGCCAUAG